CGCGCAGGCGCGGUGCCCUCCGCCAUUGUUCCAGCCCAGCAACAAGCGGCGGAGGAGGAGAGGCCGGGACGGUAGUCGGGUCCCCCCCGGGCGGGCCGCGCUCAGUGAUGACAUCCGCUCAGUGAUGGGGGCCAAGCAGAGCUCCCGCGGCCGGGCUCCGUUCCCCGGAGUCUCCUCCGAUGACUCGGCCGUCCCCCCCGCCAAUCACUACAGCGCCAUGGGGCUCCGCAGCCGCUCUGUGUCCUCCGUGUCCGGCCUGGAAGCCCACCAUCCCCCCACCACCGGGACCCUCUACCGAGCCGAGCCCGACCGAGGAGGAGGGGGGAGCUCCGGGGACACCGACAGCCGCUACCCGAUCCACAUCGCGCCCCGGCUCAUCGCCGCUCACAGCGGCUUCCGAUGUCCCAUCUGCUCCAAGGCCGUGGCCUCUGAUGAAAUGGAGAUGCACUUUAUUAUGUGUCUAAGUAAACCUCGGCUGUCCUAUAAUGACGACGUGCUGACGCGGGACGCAGGCGAAUGUGUCAUCUGCCUGGAGGAUCUCUCACAAGGGGACACGAUAGCCAGACUGCCCUGUCUGUGCAUUUACCACAAGAGCUGUAUAGAUUCCUGGUUUGAAGUGAACAGGUGCUGUCCGGAACAUCCUUCUGAUUGACUGGCGGCCACUCUGUCUGGCUUUAUUUUAAGAUUACUGGGUCUCACCCGCUUUAGGAUCACAGAGGUCACACUCCGCGUCCUCUCCGGGAUGUCUAAACUGCUUUACACACACACACGUCCCUUCUUUCAUGCGUUCCCUGCGUAAUCCAGACCGGGAGAUCCGGGGAAUGGCAAAAGCCAAACUGAAGCCUCUUCCUCUAUCAUCUUUUUUAAGUCCUGCCGGGAGCAAGCGUCGGGGGAGAAGCCGCAAGAGGCGUCAUCUUUUUUGCGCAGCCCAGCUAUCGUUCCUCCCAAAGAGGUGGACAACGCCAAGAGGUCUUUAGGCCAGCGUCUUUCUUUUUUUUUUACGAUGGGACUGAGCCCACGCAGUACGAGGACCCUGCCCACAUUUAUCCCUUUCACUGCUAUCUGACACCGAGGGAGGCGUUGUAUAAGUGACGCCAUGAUGGACAGGUUGUAUGGGACGCCACGAUGGACACAGCGGAUGCGUAUAAUGUGACGCCACGAUACACACAGAGGGAUUAGUUGUAUAAUCUGACGUCACAGAGGGAGGCGUUGUAUAAUGUGACGCCACGACGGAUGGGUUGUGUGUGACGCCACGACUGACAGGAAUGUGACACCAUGAUACAGACAGAGGAACGUGUUGUAUGUGACGUCCCGAAGAACACGGGGACUAGCUGUAUGUGACGUCACGAAGAACACGGGGACUAGCUGUAUGUGACGUCACGAAGAACACGGGGACUAGCUGUAUGUGACGUCACGAAGAACACGGAGGGAUUCGUUUUGUAUAAUGUGACGUCACGGAGGGAUUGGUUGUAUGUGACGUCACGAAGAACACAGAGGGAUCGGUUAUAUAAUGUGACGUCACGGAGGGAUUGGUAUUAUGUGACGUCACGGAGGGAUUGGUUGUAUGUGACGUCACGAAGGACACGGAGGGAUUGGUUGUAUAAGGUGACGUCACGGAGAGGGAUUGGUUGUAUGUGACGUCACGAAGAACGCGGGGAUUAGCUGUAUGUGACGUCGCGGAGGGAUUGGUUGUAUGUGACGUCACGAAGGACACGGAGGGAUUCGUUUUGUAUAAUGUGACGCCACAACGGCCACGUGUACUUUUUAUUUCCUUGGCAAUUUGCACUGAACAUUUUGGAGUUUAUAAGGGCACAGAGACCCUGCCUGCGAGCGGCGGUCUCGAGUCGGAGGACUGCGCGCACAAUGGCGUGCUUGCGGAUAGACUUUUGGCUGUAAGCGGAGUUUCUUCUAAACCAGGGUCCUUUCCCAGUGCUUCCCAGAGGUCUGUAGGAGGCAGGCACUGACCUGUUUAUCGGGGGGGGGGGAGGGGAUGGUGGUGGUGGGGGUUGGGCUGAAAACCGUCUCGUCUCCUGCCGAAAUGAGGUUUUUGCACAUAACUUAAUCGCAGAGCUGAGGAGGAAAAUGUAUUUUUACCGGAAAUGAGGAUACAAGGUCGGGGUAAAAAGGGGUGUUUCCUUAGACGAGCUCGUAAUUGCCAACUUCCCGGUCCUUUUCCUGUAUAUUAUAGAUAGGAUAAAUAAAUUAUUUCUGCUGGAUAGUGUCAGACACAUUUUGAAGGA
Messenger RNA from Rana temporaria (common frog), 2240 nucleotides. RefSeq names its product zinc and ring finger 1 (gene ZNRF1). The coding region runs from base 125 to 652 and encodes 175 amino acids. The transcript has 5 exons. The record is from RefSeq and is a predicted model, not a curated record. NCBI's taxonomy places the organism in Eukaryota, Metazoa, Chordata, Amphibia, Anura, Ranidae.